Molecule: messenger RNA, 396 nt
Organism: Rodentolepis nana
Lineage: Eukaryota; Metazoa; Platyhelminthes; Cestoda; Cyclophyllidea; Hymenolepididae
Source: the annotation of a GenBank genome assembly
UAGAUCCUCUUUGUCAGUAGCUGGUGCCUUUUCGGAUGUGACAUAAACAGCUAAUUUUCUUCGAGCUUCAGACGUCGCUUUUAUGUAGGUCCGAUAAAAGCAUUGAACAUCUGCUUUUUGUAUGCCCUUAAUUACUUCCACUUCACGAUUAGACAGAUCGAAAUCGUAUAGUUGUCUGACAAUUUGUCGCCAAUAUCUUGUACAUUGCUGGUUCAUUGUUUUAGGUUUUAAAAGAAGUGCAGCAAUUACAGAUUCCUUGUGUUCUUCAAAUUCUUUAUCGGACAUAUUCUCGAGCAUUUCCUCCACACUUGCCAUAAACUCCUCAAUGUGCUCAUCCAGAUCUCUCGGAUGAUACUUGGAUUGGAUCAUAACGCAAAUACCCUGGAAAGAGAUUGA